UGCAACGGCGGCGGCGACGCGUUCGUGAGGGCCGGGGCCGACAACGGGUUGUACGUGCGGGCGGACAUGGUCGACCUCAAGACCCUGGACAUGCAGCUGGAGAGGACGCGGUCGCACGCGUGGAUGGAGCACCAGCGGUCGCAGCGGUCGGCGUCGCCGCUGCCGGAGCCGCUGCUGCUCGAGUGGGAGAUCGACCUCGCCAAGCUCGACAUCCACAACCAGAUCGCGCACGGCACCUUCGGCGUCGUCUACCGCGGCACCUACGACGGCCUCGACGUCGCAGUGAAGGUGCUGGACUGGGGCCAUGACGGGCAGGAGUCGUCGGCGAAGCACCGCGAGGCCUUCGAGAAGGAGGUCGCCGUCUGGCAGAAGCUUGACCACCCCAACGUCACCAAGUUCGUGGGCGCGUCGAUGGGCACGUCCCAGCUGAAGAUCCCCAAGAAGGGCGGCGGCCGCGCCGUGCCCAAGGAGUGCUGCGUCGUGGUGGUCGAGUUCCAGCACGGCGGCACUCUCAAGACGCUGCUGUACAACCACCGCGACAAGAAGCUGUCCUACAAGAAGGUUGUCCACCUCGCGCUCGACCUCGCCAGAGGGCUGAGCUACCUGCACUCGAAGAAGAUCAUGCACCGCGACGUGAAGGCGGAGAACAUGCUGCUGGACCGGAAGCGGACGCUCAAGAUCGCCGACUUCGGGGUGGCGCGCGUGGAGGCGCCGAGCUGCGAGGUGACGGGGCAGACGGGCACGCUCGGCUACAUGGCGCCCGAGGUGCUGCAGGGCAAGCCCUACGACCACAAGUGCGACGUCUACAGCUUCGGCAUCCUGCUCUGGGAGACCUACUGCUGCGCCAUGGCCUACCCCAACUACAGCCUCGCCGACAUCUCCUACCACGUCGUCAAGCUGGGCAUCCGGCCGGACAUCCCGCGGUGCUGCCCGCGGGCGAUGUCGGACAUCAUGAUGCGGUGCUGGGACGGGAACCCGGACAACCGGCCGGAGAUGUCGGAGGUGGUGGCGCUGCUGGAGAAGAUGGACACCGGCAGCGGUAAGGGCGGCAUGACGCCCAUCGACGACCACGUCGCCCAGGGCUGCUCCUGCUUCGGCUUCAACCGCAGCGCCUAGGCUUAUGAUGAUGGCUCUCAUCAGUUAAGAUAAUA
This is a messenger RNA of Panicum virgatum (switchgrass), 1151 nucleotides long. Its product is annotated as serine/threonine-protein kinase STY13-like. The transcript is spliced from 5 exons. Lineage: Eukaryota; Viridiplantae; Streptophyta; Magnoliopsida; Poales; Poaceae. The annotation marks the transcript as partial. Gene Ontology annotation, molecular function: ATP binding; protein kinase activity. The record is from RefSeq and is a predicted model, not a curated record. Gene Ontology annotation, cellular component: plasma membrane. Gene Ontology annotation, biological process: protein phosphorylation.